This is a messenger RNA of Teleopsis dalmanni, 1206 nucleotides long. RefSeq lists its product as uncharacterized. The coding region runs from base 73 to 969 and encodes 298 amino acids. NCBI's taxonomy places the organism in Eukaryota, Metazoa, Arthropoda, Insecta, Diptera, Diopsidae. The record is from RefSeq and is a predicted model, not a curated record. The transcript has 5 exons.
GAAAACUUUUGUCAAAGCUGUAAGCAAAUAUAUAUUUUUAAAACGAAGUUGCGUAUUAGUAUUCCUUGUAUUAUGGCGAAUACUGAACGUCUGCCUCAAAAUGAAUCUUCAGAAAAGAAAACUGUAACACUCUUCAGUAUUCAAUACAAUAUUGAGGAUUUGGACAGUUUCAAACUUAGCGUGAAUAUUGAAGAGUUUUAUAAAUACAUUACGGCACUUUUAAAUGAUGAAAAGAGAUCAAAGAAUUUUGAUGCCACCAGUAUUUCAAGAUUGCUUGCGGAACAAAUCAGUAAGUUCAAUAGUGUCGCAAAUUCAAUAUUUAAAGAUAAAACACUGCUGAACAAUCCAAAGUCUGUUCCAAAGUCUGUCCCUACUGCCGCCAAUAACCCAACGAAAGUCAAUUGUUCAAAAAAAAGGAAGGUAGAAAAGAUGCAAAAUCCCAUUAAGAAAAAAAAAGAAAAUGGUAAAUGUAAGGAAGUUCAACAUGUGUUAAAUGCCAACACAAUGGAAGAGGAGUUUGAUCAUCGCAAUAUUCAGUAUGUUUCAAAUCCUAGCACAGCAGAGGAGGAAUUGAAGGCGAAAAAGGUUCAGAUGGAGUUUCAAGAUCAGGACGGACAGCGUACACUAAAUCCUAAUAGAUUGGAAGAGUUAAAGGAUAUGGAAAAAUGUGCUGGAACAGCUUCGGACAAACAAAAUGAAGAACAUAAUAAACCGCAGUCUGAGCAAUGUGAAAACGCAUUUAGCGAACUUCAAGAAAAAAUCUUCCACUGUUUUGAUGAGUUCGAAACUAAUUUGCUUGGUAUUCAGCAAAAACUCAAACGUUCAACGUUAUGGAUCAAAGCUUACGAAUGUGAACUAGAAGAACGCAGGUCCAACUACGAAGAGUGGUACAAUAAUUACAUACUAAAGUUACCUCUGAAGAACAAGCAUAAUGAUGGAGGCGUAGAGGGGUCUAAGCCGCAAAAAUAAAUUAUCAUUAAAGCACAAAGUACUACAGUUAAAAAACGAAAGUCCUAGGUAUAUGGUAUGUAGUUUAGUACUUCAAAAGAUAUCUUGGCGACUGAGUCCACAUGCCAUUUAUUAGUUAAAUACAAGUUUAUUACCACAAUUAUUUUUCGGUACUUUUAAGCAAAGAAUAGUAUUUAUUGCAGUAGAUUACUUAAAAUUAAUAUAUUUUUGAAAUUUUACGGUGUACAUUCAAUAAAG